Molecule: messenger RNA, 441 nt
Organism: Vicia faba (fava bean)
Lineage: Eukaryota; Viridiplantae; Streptophyta; Magnoliopsida; Fabales; Fabaceae
Source: the annotation of a GenBank genome assembly
AUGGACCUCCCAUACUGCCAGCCCUCUGGCGGGAUAAAGAAAAGUGCAGAGAAUCUAGGAGAACUUCUUAUGGGAGAUCAAAUUGAUAACUCACCAUACCGAUUUCGAAUGAAUGUAAAUGAGACGAUAUACCUCUGUACAACUUCACCAUUGAAUGAACAUGAAGUAAAGCUACUCAAGCAACAAACUCGUAAUCUGUAUAAAGUGAAUAUGAUCUUUGACAACUUACCAGUUAUGAGGUAUACUAGCCAAAAUGGGGUUAAAAUCCAGUGGAUCGGGUUCCCUGUUGGGUACACUCCAACUGAUAGAAGUGUUGAUUACAUCAUUAACCACCUGAACAAAACAGCCUCACACUUAAAACAGAGAAAUCAAGGAACACAGUGGAAACACAAAAAUAUAAAAUCAGAACAAAAACUCAAAAGAUGGGAAUUCCCAAACUAA